Molecule: messenger RNA, 2152 nt
Organism: Misgurnus anguillicaudatus (oriental weatherfish)
Lineage: Eukaryota; Metazoa; Chordata; Actinopteri; Cypriniformes; Cobitidae
Source: RefSeq, a predicted model, not a curated record
CUUCCUCUUUCUAAGAGUUUAAAAUGUAGCCGUCAGGAGGACGUCAAAGCUAAAGCGUCGUUCCUUCCUCAAUUUAAACUCUUCAUUUGACUUUUGAUUUGCGGCGCGACUUUGUGUGCAGACUUCACAACCUUUUCAAACAAACUUCAUCUUUCCCAGCGGAGUUCGUAUGUGUCUGUAUACGACUUACGAAGAUAGCGUUACGAAUUAAGGAUAUUUGACGUACAAAGAUUUUACACGAUGGCUUUAAAGUUUUGCGAUGCCUUUUGGGGUGCUGACUUUACUGACCAAUCAGGUUAUGAAGCCAUUUUGCAGAGGUUACAGGAUGGCAGACACAUGUGCAAAGAUGUGGAAGAGCUGUUUAAAAUGAGAGCAAUGGCUGAGGAGAGGUACGGAAGAGAGCUGGUAGCCAUUGCUCGGAAAGCAGAAGGUCUAACUGAGAUUGGAACAUUAAAAGCAUCAUUUGACAAGAUGAAAGCUGAGAUUGAAAAGACAGGAAAUCUGCACAUCCAACUAUCUGAAAAGAUACGGGAGGACGUCCAGAAAGUCGAGGCGUUUCGAGAACACCAGAGGGAACAGAGAAAAAAGCUUGAAGAGAUUAUUGAAAAACUUCAGAAGUCUAAAGUGGCAUUGCACAAGAAGACCAUGGAGUCAAAAAGGUUACAUGAGCAGAGAUGUAAAGAGGCCGAUGAAGCUGAGCAAGCAAUAGGGAAGAAGACAAAUGUGAACACCUCCACCCACCGGCAAUCAGAAAAGGUGCUGAACAGGGCCCGGAUAUGCAGGCAAUCAGCCAAUCUUGCAGAAAAACAGUACACAUGGAAUGCUGAACAGCUACAAAAAUCUCUUCAGGACUGGGAAAGCACAUACAGGAGUGCGUGUGAGGUGUUUCAACAGCAGGAGUCUGAACGCAUUAAUAUCUUACGCUGUGUGUUAUGGGAUCACUGCAAUCUGCUGUCUGUGCAGUGUGUGAAUGACGAUGAGUGCUAUGAAGAAGUAAGGAAGGUUUUAGAGUUGUGUGACAUCAUUGCUGACAACAACUGCUUCAUUGAGAUGAAAAAGACGAGCUGUCGUCCACCAGCACCCACUGAGUUUCAGUGUUACAGCGAAGUGAAUUCUAAUCAAAGUGCCAGGAGGCUUGAAACAAACAGGUUAUCUGUCAUGCUGCCGAUUAGGGUGCCCUUUUGUGGAAACCUAGAAGGAGGCAGGAAUUCGGGUGGACCCUUUACACCUGCUGAAGAAAGAGGAGGCAUAUCUGAGAAGUACAUGGUGUUGUAUAAUUUUAGAGCUCAGGAAGCAGAUGAGCUGUCUAUAAGUAAAGGAGACAUUGUCACAGUAACUGAGCAAGGUGAAGAUGGGUGGUGGACAGCAUGGAAAAAUGGCUUAUGUGGGAUGGUCCCUGGAACUUACUUGACCAAAAUCUCACAGCAAAAUAGAGAUCCUCCCUCUCCUCAUACUGAAUGCCUUCCCAUCAAGUUGAAUUAAGCAGAUAUGGAUAUGGAACUAAUAUGAAUUGAGUCCGUACACUAAAACUAAAGAUUACGUCCAUGUGAUGUAAAAGAAAACGUGACUCAAUGGACCAGCCUACCUUAUUCCACUGCUCUGUGCUCCAUUUCCAUGCCCAUUGUAAGCACUUUUAAUGCUGGAAAGAGGUGUCAUGAUACUCACUCUGACCGGUUUGCAGCUACGCAGCCCUACAGUAUAUGAAAUGUGCUGUUGUGAAACAUGCCUCACACAAUCAGCAUUAAAUUUUUGUGUUGUUUGUGGAAUAAUAGACCUGCUGUUGGUUUACGCCAUGUGGGACCAUGUGUGGUUUCGGUCUUUUCUGACCCAGUCGCCUUGCUAUAACAGUUUGCCUCUUAUUAAAGUUGCAAAUCAGAUCUUCAUUUCCGUCCAUUCCACUGCAUUCAAUCACAAUUACAAGAACUGAUUAUUUGCUUACCAUCUGAUCUACAUAGAUUUAAAUAUGUGGCCUUGUUAGGAAAUGACCAGCGAUAUUCCUGUCACCUGUAUUUGUUCAUAAUAUUUUAUCUCAUCAGUGUAUAUUUGUAUUAUUGAUAUACAAAAAUUGUAUAGAAUCAGAAACAAUACAAAGCCAUUAGUCUGACGGUUGAAUUCAAUGCUUACAAUAGAUAAAAUUACCUUUAUGAAUGUU